ACACCCUUUCCCCCGCCACUUCCUUCGCCCAACUAUAUAUUCCUCUUUUCUUCACAAUAACUGAAUGAUAAAUUCCUUCAUUUUACAUCCAAUAUCACAACUAACCACAUUUCUAAUUCCAUAUUUGUGGUAAAAAAAAAUAUACAUUUUUUACAGAAAAAAAUAAUUCUUCAAAGAAUUACUCCCACAACUUAUACUACUAUUGCACAUUUUCUUGAUUAUGGAUGCAUACUGUUCAGACUGUAAAAAGAGCACAGAAGUUGUAUUUGAUCAUUCAGCAGGUGAUAUGGUAUGUUCAGAGUGUGGAUUAGUUUUGGAAUCACAUUCAAUUGAUGAAACAUCUGAAUGGAGAACAUUUGCUAAUGAGUCAGGUGAUAAUGAUCCGGUUCGAGUUGGUGGACCUACUAAUCCUUUGCUAUCUGAUGGUGGUUUAUCUACUGUGAUCUCUAAACCAAAUGGAACUACUAGUGAUUUCUUGACAUCGUCUUUAGGACGAUGGCAGAAUCGUGGGUCGAAUGCUGAUCGAUCUCUUAUCUUGGCUUUUAAAGCCAUUGGUGUCAUGUCUGAUAGGUUGGGCCUGGUUGCAACCAUAAAGGACCGAGCUAAUGAGAUAUACAAGAAGGUAGAAGAUCAAAAAUCUAGUAGAGGUAGGAACCAGGAUGCUAUAUUGGCUGCUUGCCUAUAUAUUGCUUGUCGACAAGAAGACAAGCCUCGUACUGUGAAGGAAAUUUGCUCUGUUGCGAAUGGAGCUACAAAGAAGGAAAUUGGCCGAGCAAAGGAAUACAUAGUGAAACAACUAGAGCUCGAGAUGGGUCAAUCAGUGGAAAUGGGAACUAUACAUGCUGGAGAUUUCAUGCGACGCUUUUGUUCAAAUCUUGGGAUGACAAAUCAAACAGUUAAAGCCGCUCAAGAAGCAGUCAAAAAAUCAGAAGAGUUUGACAUAAGGAGAAGUCCCAUUUCUAUUGCCGCAGCAGUUAUCUACAUAGUCACUCAGCUUUCGGAUGAAAAGAAGCCAGUUAAAGAUGUGUCACUUGCAACUGGAGUUGCUGAAGGUACGAUCCGGAAUUCAUUCAAGGAUCUAUACCCACAUCUCUCAAAGAUUAUACCAAAUUGGUAUGCACAGGGUCAGGACCUAAAAAACCUCAGCAGUCCUUGAUGUGUUAAGCUAACCAUGUCAAAGAAGUGACUAACUCUUUAUAAAUGGCUUCAAGAAUAUUCUGUAUCUAACUGGAGGGGAGCUUCUUAUAUCCCAAACAUGUGGGCUAACACACAUUAAAUUAUUAGCUCUCAUUCAACAGAUAAGUGAUCUUUAUGUUAAAAUUGCAAGUUGUAAAUGCUUUUUCUUAACUGGCACUCUUUCUUCAUAGAUGUGUUUUUCUGGACUGAGAUUGACAUGAAAAUGUAGUUUCCAAACUCUAA
Lycium barbarum (goji berry) is the source of this 1419-nucleotide messenger RNA. Its product is annotated as transcription initiation factor IIB-2. Gene Ontology annotation, biological process: transcription preinitiation complex assembly; DNA-templated transcription initiation. Gene Ontology annotation, cellular component: transcription preinitiation complex; nucleus. The record is from RefSeq and is a predicted model, not a curated record. Gene Ontology annotation, molecular function: TBP-class protein binding. Lineage: Eukaryota; Viridiplantae; Streptophyta; Magnoliopsida; Solanales; Solanaceae. Bases 221 to 1156 code for a protein of 311 amino acids. The transcript has 8 exons.